Messenger RNA from Rotaria sordida, 288 nucleotides. The record is from the annotation of a GenBank genome assembly. Lineage: Eukaryota; Metazoa; Rotifera; Eurotatoria; Philodinida; Philodinidae.
AUGUAUUUGGAUUGUGUUCUUCGUGAAAUGUUUCGCUUUGUUCCACCUGGUUUCGGUACAGUACGUAUACUUACUGUCGACGAUCGAUUGCCAUCGACUGGAGUUGAAUUGAGAAAAGGUGAUUUUAUGUUCAUUGCUAUCCAUAAUAUGGGACGAGAUAGACGUUAUUGGCAAGGACCAGUUGAUCCUGAACGAUUUCUAGUGGCAGGUAACGAUGUCAAUAAUAACAAAGCAGUAUCGAUUCCAUUUGGUGGUGGUGGUCAUCAUCAGUGUAUUGGUCAAGAUUGA